ACCCGCUGUGUUUCUGUGUGGGGCGGUGAGCUCGGCAGCGUCGCGCCUUCCCACCAGCUCCAGGAAUGGACUGACUUUCCAGCUUCACCGCUGCUGACAAAUCCACUCUGUUUCUCCACGACUCCUCGGAUAAACGUUCAGAGUUUAACUCCAGCCUGGGGGUCAUUUUAAUCUGAAGUUGCCAUCUGAGCGACAACACAGAUUUUCCUCUGCCGUGCGCGACUUGUUUGUAGCCGUUGGACGACACGAACUUAAACGAACCCGCAGACAUUUUGUUAUUUCUGAGAAUUACACCGUUUUUUUUUCGCCUCUCCUCUUACUUUUCAUCAGUGUAGUCGCAGCUGGCUGAAGCAACUGUUAAAGGACCACCACAAGGCGAGGAGGAAACCAUCGCGUCCCUCUCUGCUCCUCGCUAGCUAAACCCAAGCACCGCUGUGUGUUUUUAAUUUACAUGCGUUGAGGUCGCUUCGCUGCCGCUCGUGCGUUAAAGCGGAAGGCUCGCGCUGGAACAACGAUGGAUCAUUUUGACUGACAGCUUUUGAAGAAUUAGCUAGCUUAGCACCGAUGGUGGUUUCCUGUUCACACACACAGUAAAUACGGGGUCGGGACAGGUACAGCUGAAUGGUCUUGCAUCACCCAGACAAGACAGCGACUCUUUUACCUCGCGAAGUGCAUCACUUAUAUUCGGCUUAAAUUUUUUUUUUAGGGGGGGUCGCUAGCUACCGUUAGCUAGUCAUCCUGCUAACGCUGGACAGCUCCGGUGUAAGGCAGGGCUAGCUUUGGACAAAGGACCAACGCAAGGAAAAAUAUAAACACAGAGCACUCAGUUGAUCGUGUUUGGGAAGGAAAGCAACAAACAAGGAAUUGACAUGAUGUUUCCACAAUCAAGACACUCAGCUUCAUCGCAGCAGCUGAAAUUCACAACCUCUGACUCCUGUGACAGGAUCAAGGAUGAGUUCCAGUUCCUUCAAGCACAAUAUCACAGUUUGAAGCUCGAGUGUGACAAGUUGGCCAGUGAGAAGUCAGAGAUGCAGCGCCAUUAUAUCAUGUACUAUGAGAUGUCCUACGGGCUCAAUAUUGAGAUGCACAAACAGGCUGAGAUUGUGAAAAGAUUGAACGGGAUCUGUGCACAAGUCCUCCCCUACCUGUCUCAGGAGCACCAGCAGCAGGUCCUGGCAGCCAUAGAGAGGGCCAAGCAGGUCACCCCCCCAGAGAUGAACUCCAUCAUAAGGCAGCUCCAGGCUCACCAGCUGUCUCAGCUCCAGGGCCUGGCCCUGCCCAUGACCCCCCUGCCGCUGGGCCUGAGCCAGCCAACCCUCCCGGCCGUCACCACCUCCUCUGGUCUCUUCUCCCUCUCCUCCCUGCUGGCCUCUCAGGCCCAGCUGGCCAAGGAGGAGAAAGCGUCACGCGACGGAGUUGACAGCCACCGCGAGGAGGACGGAGACAAGUCCGAUUAGAUGGUGUCCCCAUUCAGCUCUGUUUUUAUCCAGAGACCUGAAUCCCCAGAUCUGAGCUCCCUUGGCCUACAGCCUCUCCCCUGGUCUCCCUCUCUCUAUGACCUUAGCUAACAUGGGCUUUAAUCCCAUCACACAGCUCCAGCUACAGACCCCUAACCAACUCUCUUUACUGGGAGGGCUUUGGCACCUGCCCCCUCAUGUCAGACUGGUCCUGAUUGCUUCGUAUUUACCAUCCAUGGGUUGUUCCUUUACCCUCCUUCCUCUUUAUCACCAUCAAAGUGUCGCCUGCGUCUCUUUUUUGUAUCUGAUCAAGCUUCAUUUAUUUUAUCUUUAUUUUUUUAUCAGGACUGCUUUCUAUUUCAGUUCCUUCCUGCCUUCCUGUUGCUCUGUCUCUCAGCUCUUAUUCCUGUUUAGUUUCUGUUUCUCUCUCUCCAUGGCUCUCUUCCUCCCACUCUCACCCACCUCUCGCCUCUGUUCUGAGCGGGUUCUUGUAAUGCAGGACUGAUCUGUGAGACUGAACGCACCGUACAGUAGGUGUUAAAACAGGCUAAACGUUAAACACAGGGAUUCUUUGGCAAGCUGUAACACUUGUCAGACACAACACAGGAUUCCUCCAAACUUCAAUUUUCCUAAGAAAGAGGUCUGACAAAGAUCAGUUGAUAUUUUUUUGGCAGUACAGAUCGCAUGCAUUCAUUCCAAGCUGGCUUUGAGUUUAAAUGGCGGAUUGUUAUGGAUUAGAGAAGUGUUUUAACAGUGUCCUGGCUAAAGAGAGACACAUCCCAAACACACACAUACACACACGUCCUAACCAAAAACUGCUGCUUAUGGAGCAGAAUUGAUGCGUUGAGAAGACGUCAACAAACGAGAGAUUUUGUGUAUAAUCCUAAAUUUAUAUUGAGAGAGGAAAAAGCACCUUCUUAGAGCAAACUUCAUGCUGAGAGCUGCCAGAGUAGAUAACAAACCCACAUUAGUGAGUAAUCCCCCCCGACUUACUAUCCUCACUUGACCCUGUGAGGUUCGUUAGAUAAAUCCGCCCAGCACCUUAACUGAAGGCAACAUUUUCCUCAGCAGUUAAAUGAACAGAGAUGCCGCUUGACUCCUGCACCACCCCACCCCCCACCCACCCACCACCGCCACCACCUUUUGCAUCUUUAAUGUGAACUUAUAUCAGAGGCACCGGGGGGAGAGAGUGUGCAUGUUGUGUGUUUGACAGCAGAGGGCAGUGUGUGUCCUUCUCCUCACUGGGUCCAGAGCAAAACAAGGACAGGACAAUGACAGAGUGCAGGCUAUGUCACAAGGGGGGAAUGGCUUAUUUAUCCACUCUGUGUGUACUAACUUAAUACACAGAGACUAGACUGAGGACAUUAAUCUCUGCAUGAGGUCAGUUGCGGUCUCUCUCUUGAUCCAGUUCUUGAGGAAAAAGUCUGUUUUAAGAUAAAAUGGACCCGUUUUGAUCCCUUUGUAAAUUCAGAUUUACAGCCUGUACAUUUGUAUUCACUGUACUUAUAAAGGUCUGUCACUUAUCAGACUAACACUACAUUAUUCAGGCCAUUUAACACCUACGUAGGACAUCGAGUGGGCAAUCUCCACGACCUGACAAAAUUAUAUCAGUGCAGAUCACACGGAUGAAGCCCGAGCGUCCUCCACAGCUGCUCCGAUGAGUAGAAACUCCCCCUCAGCCUCACAGGACCUGUUUUCAAUUAGCUUGUCCGAUUAAACCUCUUUUCCGGUGGAAGCUGGCUGAAACUAUGCUGAGAGAAAACUCCUAUUGUGAUCAAAAGCAGAGUUUCAGAACUUUUUAGGGACCCCAAAAAUCUUCACUAACAAAAAAAAAAGGCCACGAGAAUCCUUUCAGGUACUUGUGUUAUUAUGUAAUGGAAAAUAUAGUACUCUUUUCAUUAUAUUUAGGUUUAAUUUCUUAAAGUUACAGUUUUGAAAAUGUAUGUUUUGUUAUCUUUCGAAGCACCUAUGGCGAUAAGCAGUAAUUGCAGGUGGAUUGCACUUCCCCAGAGAUCCUAACAGUGUCGCCUUCUUCCGAAUGUUGACUUUGUUUCCUUUUCUUUGGAUUUGUACUUCUUUUUGUCUUUUUGAAGAUUCAUCAUCUUUAUUCAUUGCUUUUCUUUGUUUGUUUAGCCGUAAUAACCAUUUACUUGCAACGCUAGCAUUGACUGAAAAAAAAAAAACUGCACGCUGCUUCACACAUGUGAGUUAAAGAGCGAGUCUCUUGCUUUAGCUCCACCUACCCUCGCUGGUGGACCAACCAUUGUCGGGUGAUGGAUCACGCUUCACUAACCGUGCGCCACUUUUGAUUUUAACUGGGAAUUACGCCAUAGACACCCAGUUUGUGAUACUACAAAUUCAAGGGCUUUCAUCAGUAGACCUAAUAGGUCCGUUUCAUUUGGCGAUAGAUUUAACAGAAAUCCAGAAAUGUAUUUAAAUUCAAAUUUUUGAGAUUAUUACUUUAACACUCGCUUACGUGGCAUCCAAUGUUUUUGUUUUGCUUUCAGCCCCUUCUGUAUUAUUGAGCUUUCAGAAAAAUCUCCUUGGUCCUAAUUACAAUGUGGACGUUGACGUUAAAACUUUUUACAGGUCAAAAGCUGUAACUUCAAUAGGACAGAAGCAGCAAAACCACUAGACAGCUGCGUUGCAGGCAGACACUUUUGGUACAGUUCCCUUAGAACGGUACAUAACCCGUGCGGACGUAAACCGUAGUUCUGUAUUGCAUUUCCACAGUAGACAGCACUCAUGCAGGCUGUGCUAUGUCCAGAUGAAAAUAGCUGCUCCAUCCACCUCUCACUGCAUUUCCUUUUUACCGAUGAUACAGAGGAACGUCUGCACCUCGCUGAUCAUCCACAGAACAUGGUUGGGUAACAUUUGCAGAACAAAAAAUAACAGGCUGGAGUGUUUACAGUCUCUCUCUAUGUUGACCAGUCAUCGGACUGCAGUGUUUCUACGGCAGCGUUUUAGUAUCGGAUCAGUGUGCUAAGUACCUUAACAGAGGGGUGACAAAAAAUGGAAAGGAUCGGAACGGCUCUUUUGGUACCACUCACAACUUUUGAAAAAGUUAACAGCUCUAAUAUGUACUGAACUGAACUGAACCGGACAGCUCAGUGGAAAGAAGGUUUUAGUGUGAGGGAGAUUCUUAAAAGAGGUCUAAUCAGGCAACGUGUGUGAACACCUGUGGGGGUGGAAUAGCAGCAGCCAUUAAACGUCUUCUUUCGAUGAGAUGAAAUUGACCCUGUACCCCUCCUUUAGGGUGUUUUGCGGCACUCAUACAUUUCAGCAGAGGUAGACUCAGUGCUUAUGGGACCCCCUGACCUGGCACUGCCUUGUUUGUGUUAGUUUGAAUACAGCCUGUGUAUAAUGUUGUUUUAUACAAACCCCUCACACAUAGACUGACACACACACACCCACACACACUUUCUUAGCCUUCUCUCUCUGAUUUAAUGGCUACACUGUGAGAAUGAAUUGAUGUGAAGUGUGAAAUCUUUUGAUUUUGAAAAAAAAAAAAAAAAAAACACCACCCAAAAUGAUCUUUGGCAUGAUGAUGAUGAUGAUGAUGAUAAAGCACAUUUUAUUGUUGAAUUCAUUCAGAAAGCAAAAGUAUACAACUUGCACGUUAGAAUAAAACCCUCCAUGUCUUCUAACAGUCCUGAUGGCUUACUGUCGGUGACAUUGGCGGGACGACUCCUUCGAUGAUGCCCAUUGUUGUGUAUGUAUGUGAAUACAUAAAUGAGGUGUGUAUAAGCAGUUGUACAGGUUUGAUACACACGAAGCUGAAAUGCUGUUCUCACUACAGCUAAAGCUAACGCGCUAUUCUGCUUGUGAAUUAAGCUCGCAGCACACUGUCCUCCCACAUACUUUAUGUGUCUAGCUACAAACUGUACUCGUCGUAGUGAUAUGCAGAGCUUGUAGACAAAGCGGCACACACACAUACACACACACACACACACACACACACACUCAUCAAUGCAUGUCUGCUGGGGAACCGAUGAUUGAUUUCUUUCUAGUCGAGACAUUUUUCAAAAGAAUGUUUGGUCCAAACUUUCUGUGAUCAAUGCACUUGUAUUUUUUUUUUUUUAAUCCUCUUCUUUGUUUUUAAAUAUUAAUCGAUAUGAACUAGAACGAGAGUUACAAAGCUGACGUUAUAAACAUACAAAUGAAAUUCUAUGUAUUUGUUAAAGUAGUUGGAGGUGCUCGCCUCUGUAUACAGUUAUACAUAGAAAGCUUUAUGUGUAUAUAGCUGCAUCUUUUCUUGUCUGUCCUGGAUGAUUGUUGUGCUAUUGUGUUACAAAACUGAUGUGACACCAGGGGGGAAACUGCAGUACGUUGACCUUUUGCCCUUUGAUCCCUCCCCUCUUCUCUGACCCCCUUCCCCCCGAUCCCUUCGACUCCCACACCUCACCUUCCCAACUUUUUGCCCCCAUAGCGUGAAGCAUUGUAAGCGUUUUGAGCUUUGUAAAGGUCUUUUUUUAAAUACUUAUUUUGUGCAUAAUGUAAAACCUGAAAGUGUGUACUUUGGCAAAAAAAAAAAAAUGUUUUGUGUCUGAAAUCAUAGCUUCAUUGAAACAAAAAAAAGGAAUAUAAAAAAAGUACAACAAACAUUUACUAUAAAUAAUAUGAAAUGUUCUGCAGUAAGGAAGGACUUCUGGUGCCUUACAAAUAAAGUCAAUCAAAUCAUAA
Molecule: messenger RNA, 6140 nt
Organism: Plectropomus leopardus (leopard coralgrouper)
Lineage: Eukaryota; Metazoa; Chordata; Actinopteri; Perciformes; Serranidae
Gene: tle5
Product: TLE family member 5, transcriptional modulator
Biological process (GO): regulation of DNA-templated transcription; negative regulation of canonical Wnt signaling pathway
Cellular component (GO): nucleus; transcription regulator complex
Molecular function (GO): protein binding; transcription corepressor activity
Source: RefSeq, a predicted model, not a curated record